UACAACAAAUCCAAGAACAAACUACUGUCUUUUGCGGUACAGCCAGUCAAUGAGCCAACGCUCUUUGCCCUGCCUCUAUAAAUAAGCCACAGCCCAAACCAACUCUAGAAACCGACCAAGAAGCACCAGCACACGAGUUCGAGGUAGACAAACGCCUCGAGAGAAAGACAGGGAGAACAUGGCGGCCAUCUCCUCCACCUCCUACUUCUCCUCGCAGCCGCAGCUGCCGGCGUCCGACGGCGCCAACCCUGCCACCGCCAGAAGCAGCAGCAGCAACGGCCGGGAGCCCCGGAGGCGGCGGACCGGCAGGUGCAUCAUGCUGGAAGCAGACGCUGCCUCUGCUAGUGGCAGUGGCGGCGCGGCGGCGGGGAGGACGAGGAGCCUGACGGAGGAGGACCUGGAGGAGCUCAAGGGCUGCCUCGACCUCGGCUUCGGCUUCUCCUACCACCAGAUCCCGGGCCUCUGCGGGACGCUCCCCGGCCUGGAGCUCUGCUACUCCAUGACGCGGAGGUUCCUCGACGAGCAGAGGACUCUGGUCGGGCAGCUGGAGCCUGCUACUGCGGCGGCAGCGCCCAUCCCGGAUUGGAAGAUCUCCGGCCCUGGUGAUGAUCCUGACGAAGUGAAAGCUCGGCUCAAGUAUUGGGCACAGACAGUGGCAUGCACAGUCAAACUCUGCACCUAGUGGAGUGGAGGUCGGGACUAGGGAGUUUGCGAGUUCAUCCCAUGACAUGUGUGCUAAGAUGGGCUCAACUGAAGGUGGCUGAAGCUGAAGAUUCUGCUUACAUGGCUCUAAGAUAUGUUAUACCGAGGAGAUGCUUCGGUUGCGCGCUAUCGGGAUAAUAUAACAGAUCGGUGCUUUCCGAAAACUUCAGAGAGGGAGAUGACUUAUGACACCACAGAACUGCGAGAAAUCUUGAGGCGAUAUGUCGUCUAAGCUUUAAUGAAAGCAUCAGAAGCUUGUCAUUCGUCAUAGGCAAUGGUCACUAGGUGUUCUAAACGUGCAACUCGGAGACCUGCUAGUGCUUUUAAUCUUCCUUGUAAUGGUCAUUAGGAGCUCCAACUGUGUUCUACUGCGCCAAGUUGAGCUUUGCAAAUAUGUCAGUAGGUUGGCUCAA
Messenger RNA from Triticum aestivum (bread wheat), 1115 nucleotides. RefSeq lists its product as uncharacterized. The transcript is spliced from 2 exons. The record is from RefSeq and is a predicted model, not a curated record. The coding region runs from base 179 to 682 and encodes 167 amino acids. Lineage: Eukaryota; Viridiplantae; Streptophyta; Magnoliopsida; Poales; Poaceae.